AUGUUGUCUUCUUCAUGGCUCUCAUCCCUUGAAUGUUCCCCCUCUAUCACUCAAUCUUCUGAUGGUUCAUCUUCUCUUUCAGUUGUACUACAGUGGUUAGGAUUCAUUUUUCUCUCUCCAUGUUCCCAAAGAUUACUCUUGUCAUCUGUUGAUCUUGUUUUCCUCUUCACCCUCAUAGUUUUUGGAGCCCAAAAGACUUGUUCUAGGUUUACCUCGAAGGGCAUUACCAGCUCCUCCAUUGAUAAACCUCUUCUUGUAACCGAAAAGUCUCACUUUAGAGUGAGCCUUUGGUUCUAUCUCUCUCUACUUAUUACAGCUCUAUUAGCCAUAUCUUAUACUGUUAUUUGCAUAUUAGCCUUCAGUGAAGGAGUCCAAUCACCAUGGGGGCUAAUAGAAGCUUUGUUCCGGUUGGUUCAGGCAAUAACUCAAGCGUCAAUUUUGGUUCUUAUUGCACAUGAGAGAAAAUAUGGAGCUGUUUCUCAUCCUAUGUCUCUUAGAAUAAAUUGGGUGGCUAAUUUUGUUAUUCUGUGUUUAUUCACUGCUGGGGCUAUAACCCGGUUGAUCAAUAUUGGAGGCGAUCUGAAUCCACAUAUAAGAAUGGAUGGUAUAUUUUUCUUGGCUAUUUUUCCAUUAUCUGCUUUUCUUUUCAUUGUUGGUGGUUGGGGGUCAUCUGGGAUUAGUAUGAUUAGAGAAUCUGAAUUUGGUACAGACUUGAGACCAGAACUAUCUGAACCCAUUUUGACAGAGUCUAAUGUGAGUGGCUAUGCAAACGCCUCUCUGUUGUCUAGAGGAGUAUGGUUUUGGAUGAAUCCAGUUCUAAGUAAGGGAUACAAAUCCACUCUAAAGAUGGAUGAAGUCCCCACACUGCCACCUGAUCAUAGAGCUGAGAGAAUGGCCAAGUGCUUUGAAUCAAAUUGGCCAAAGCCAGGGGAGAGUUCAAAGAACCUUGUACUAACCACAUUAAUCCGAUGUUUCUGGAAGGACAUUGCUUUCACUGGUUUCCUUGCCAUUCUUCGUUUGGCCGUUAGGUAUGUUGGUCCAGUCCUAAUCCUGAGUUUUAUAGAUUUCACAUCAGGGAAAAGCAGGAUGCUUAUUCGGUCCAGUGUCAUUACUGCCUUGUAUAAAAAGGGGCUGAGGUUGUCUUGUUCCUCCAAGCAGGCUCAUGGGGUUGGACAAAUUGUGAAUUAUAUGGCUGUUGAUGCCCAGCAGCUCUCUGACAUGCAGGUUCAUGCUCUUUGGACAAUGCCAUUACAAAUCGGAGUUGCGUUAGCCCUCUUAUAUGGAUAUAUGGGUGUUUCAAUGCUUACAGCAUUGGUUGCAGUUAUUGCAGUUUUAAUCUUCACUCUGGUCAGGACCCAAAGGAACAAUGUAUUACAGUACAAUGUGAUGAAAAAUCGUGAUUCGAGGAUGAAGGCAACAACUGAGAUGCUCAACAACAUGCGUGUGAUCAAGUUCUAA
Molecule: messenger RNA, 1458 nt
Organism: Ilex paraguariensis (yerba mate)
Lineage: Eukaryota; Viridiplantae; Streptophyta; Magnoliopsida; Aquifoliales; Aquifoliaceae
Source: the annotation of a GenBank genome assembly